UUCUAAUUAGACAUGAGUCGACGCAACAACAACUAGAAGGCGUCGAAGCAACGGCAUCCGCCUCUUGCGGAUUUCACGGUGGACAUCCCCCGAUCGCUUCCGGCAGCGCUUUAUCCUCUGUCACAUGCGCAAACCCCGUCCAUGAUCGUCCUCCAAGCCAAGCCUCUCUCCGCUCUGCUCCCCGUCCGCUCCGCUGCCAUGGAAGCAGCAGCGACCGCCGCGUCGCCGCUCUCUGCCCUUUUCUCCCGCUCCCCCUCCUCUCACCUCCGCUCCGCCCCCGGCUUCCGCCUGCUGGCCCUCUCGCUGCCCCUCGCUGACGAGCUCCGCGCUCCCUCUGGCAGUGCUCUUCUCCUGCCUCCUCGCCGGUUCUGCGUAUCUGCUCGGAGCUCCGGGGAUCAGAUCGUUGCCCGCCCGUCCUCCGAGAUGCGGAAGAAUCCGUUUGGAGGCUGCGACCGCGGUACCGGUGACGAGAAGCUCCGAGCUCUUAGGGAGCUAUUCUCGAGGCCAGAUGUCGGUAUUGAUGCUUACAUUAUCCCCUCUCAGGAUGCCCACCAGAGUGAGUUUAUUGCUGAAUGCUUCAUGCGACGGGCCUACAUAUCGGGCUUUACUGGUAGUGCUGGUACAGCUGUGGUAACGAAAGAGAAUGCUGCUCUUUGGACUGAUGGGCGCUAUUUUCUUCAGGCUGAGAAGCAACUGAGUCGCGAUUGGAUACUUAUGAGAAGUGGAAAUCAUGGUGUUCCCACUACCAGUGAAUGGCUUAACGAUGUCUUGGCUCCUGGUUGCAGAAUUGGCAUUGAUCCUUUCCUCUUUUCUUCCAAUGCAGCAGAAGAAUUGAAAGAUGAAAUUUCUAAGAAGGAUCAUGAACUGGUUUUCCUGUAUGACUACAAUCUCAUCGAUGUGAUUUGGGGAGAAUCAAGGCCAAAGCCUCCAAUUAACCCAACUAGAGUUCAUGACAUUAACUAUGCUGGGGUUGAUGUCUCAUCUAAGUUGUUUUCUUUAAGAUCUGAGCUUAUCGAAGCUGGUGGAUCUGCCAUCAUUAUAUCAAUGCUUGAUGAAGUUGCUUGGCUAUUGAACAUGAGAGGAAAUGAUGUUCCAAAUUCACCUGUGUUCUAUUCCUACCUAUUAGUGGAGAUGAACAGGGUCAAGUUGUUUAUUGACAAUACUAAGAUCACCAUGGAGGUAAAGGAUCACUUGACUAAUGCUGGAGUAGAAUUGAGACCAUAUGAAGGAAUUCUACCUGAAAUAGAGAGGUUGGCAGCAAGUGGUGCAAAACUCUGGUUAGAUCCAUCAAGUGUGAAUGCUGCAAUUGUCAGCAUUUUCAAGUCUGCUUGUGAAAAACAUAAUAGAAAAACUAGAAAAGGAGAAAAAAAGGAAGUUGUUGCAUCAAUAAAAAAUCAAGAUAUUCAGGCAGAAGGGCCUUUUGGACUGUACAAGGUUUCUCCUGUUACCAUGGCCAAGGCAGUGAAGAAUAGGGCAGAAAUUGAGGGGAUGCACAAUUCACAUUUAAGAGAUGCUGCUGCUUUAGCUGAAUUUUGGGCUUGGCUUGAAGAGGAAAUUUCUAAGAAUAUAGCAUAUACAGAAGUAGAAGUUGCUGAUAAAUUGCUUGAAUUUCGUAAAAAACAGCCUGGUUUUCUAGAUACAAGUUUUGACACUAUUAGUGGAUAUGGUGCAAAUGGUGCUAUAAUACAUUAUAAUCCGAAUUCAGAAAGUUGUAGUGUUGUUGGUGAUAAAAACCUCUUCCUAUUAGAUAGUGGUGGUCAGUAUGUGGAUGGUACCACUGACAUAACAAGGACAGUGCAUUUUGGUGAACCUUCAUUGCGACAAAAGGAAUGCUUUACCAGAGUUCUACAGGGUCAUAUAGCUAUUGAUCAGGCAAUAUUCCCUGAAGGUACUCCUGGUUUUGUUCUUGAUAUACUUGCACGAUCACCUCUUUGGAAAAUUGGACUUGAUUACCGACAUGGGACAGGUCAUGGGGUUGGAGCUGCGCUAAAUGUCCAUGAAGGACCACAGAGUAUAAGCUUCAGAUAUGGAAAUAUGACUGCUUUGCAGAAGGGCAUGAUAGUUAGCAAUGAACCUGGAUACUAUGAAGACAAUUCAUUUGGUAUACGGAUUGAGAACCUCCUUAUUGUAAAAGAGGUUGAGUUGCCAAAUUAUUAUGGAGGCAUUGGUUACCUUGGUUUUGAAAAACUUACAUUUGUCCCAAUACAGAAUAAAUUGGUUGACUUAUCUUUGUUAUCUCACGCGGAAAUCAACUGGCUCAAUGAUUAUCAUGCACAAGUUUGGGAAAAGGUUUCACCUAUGUUGGAUGGUGGGGCUCGUGAAUGGCUUUGGAAUAACACCCGGCCUAUUCCACAAGACUGAACUUUUCUUUUGUCCUCUCACAAGAACAGAUCUGAGGGCUUCAGAUAAAUGUACUCCAAUAUUUAUUUAUUGAAUUGGCAUUACUUCUCAUAUGAUGGCAGGAGGACAAAAUAUCCUUAUCCUUCAGUGGAUAUUGUGGUGUUUAUCCUUAUCCUUAUGAUAAAUCAGUGUCAAUAAUUCCUGAGGACAAAAUCAGUGGUAUUUAUUGAAUUGGCAUUACUUCUCAUAUGAUGGCAGGAGGACAAAAUAUCCUUAUCCUUCAGUGGAUAUUGUGGUGUUUAGCCUUUCCUGAGUACAUGCCAAGCUAUUUUGGUGUCAAUAAUUCGAAUGUUUUAUAAUCCAUGUUCUUUUGCGUUGGAUAUCUGAAUUAUAAAUAUGGCUCUUAACAAUCUGAGCA
Musa acuminata subsp. malaccensis (wild Malaysian banana) is the source of this 2758-nucleotide messenger RNA. Its product is annotated as aminopeptidase P2. NCBI's taxonomy places the organism in Eukaryota, Viridiplantae, Streptophyta, Magnoliopsida, Zingiberales, Musaceae. The record is from RefSeq and is a predicted model, not a curated record. Gene Ontology annotation, molecular function: metalloaminopeptidase activity.